Messenger RNA from Didymodactylos carnosus, 2128 nucleotides. The record is from the annotation of a GenBank genome assembly. NCBI's taxonomy places the organism in Eukaryota, Metazoa, Rotifera, Eurotatoria, Philodinida, Philodinidae.
ACUUUUUACUAUAAAAGAACUCCUCCAAGGCUGAGAGUAUGUUGCACUCGAACUUGAUUUUUUGUUGCCGAUUUCACUCAUCAACUAAUUCUAACAUCAUAUUCGUACUCAGCGAAUAAAACAGCGUCGAAUGAACUAUCAACCAUAGGAUCAAGACACAAAAAAAUAUUAGAAUCAGAACUUUGCUUUUGCUUUCCUUCUGUUAUAUUCUCUCUCCCGUUUGGAGUAGUUCUUUCAGACACGAUUUCAGACUUCCAAAUUUAUAUGGUAGAUAGAGGUAAAACUCACUCAAUUUCUGAUCAAAGGAGAAGUUGGUUCUGCAUCUCUUUCAGAUUUUACGAGCAUUUUGCUGAACACAGGUAAAAUGGAAUCGGUCGAUUUUCUAACGUAAAUAAGUUAUGUUUUCUAGAAAAGCUAGACGUCAGACCCUGUUACAUACCCAGUUUGUAGAGUUUUCAUUUCUGUACCUCAAUGAAUGACUCCACAACCGAUACAUGGUUAGAUCUAUCACAACGAGCUCUACAAAACUUGGCAGAUAAAGGUUUGGUUUAGCAUAAUUUUGAUAUCCGGCAGAGUCCUUCAAGUUUAGUCCUAAAGCUAAGAAAAAUAAAGGACUUCCGUAAUAUUCAUUUCAAAUAUGUCAGAUUUGACGAAAAACUUACCGUAUGUCGAUUUUUAGUGUACACUAGGAACAAUAUUUGAUUCAGAUAUUUAUUGGCAUUCUUCAACAUUUAAUGAAGGCCAUCAAAAUUUUGCAUUCAAUUCCGGUCGAGUCAACAAAUUUCCAAGUAUGAAUGAAUUAUUACGAAAAGUUCAGUUGACUCGUACGUUAAACAUUAUGCGUUCACUUUUUCCAACUGAAUAUGAUUUUUAUCCAAGAACGUGGUUUAUACCCGAACAAAGUCAACAAUUCAAAGACGAUGUUCGCUAUAUUCAUGAACAAGAUGAACGACAUAAACGCUCAUUAACAACAUUCAUCGUAAAGCCAUCCGAUGGUUCACAAGGUGAAGGCAUUUACCUCAUACGUAAUGUAUCGAGUUGUAUGAUAACAAAUCGUCCACAUGUAGUUCAGGAAUAUAUUGAGCGUCCACUAUUAAUUAACAAUUUAAAAUUUGAUUUGCGUAUAUACGUUCUUAUACUAAAUUUAUAUCCGUUAGAAAUAUUUCUCUAUGAUGAAGGAUUAGUACGAUUUGCCACUGUGAAUUAUAAGCCCCCAUCUAUGGAAAAUUUACAUCAGACAUUUAUGCAUUUAACAAAUUAUUCACUAAAUAAAAAGAGUGCCACUUACAAACAUACCUUGGAUGAUAAACAAACAGAUGGAAGUAAAAGAAAAUUAUCUGUAGUGUGGAAUCAAUUAAUUGUGAUGUACGGACAAACUAAAAUUGAUAAAACAAAACUGUUAAUAACAGAAUUAAUCAAUAAAACAAUAAUAGCCAUUCUACCCGAAUUAAGAGUUGAAUAUGAAUUUGAAUUGCCAAUGAGGAAAAAACAAAAUAUUUCAUGUUUCCAGGUAAUUAAAAUGUCCAUUGUAGGAUAUAUAUGUAUUAAGAACAUAUGCAUACUACUCUGGUUUCCUCAAGCUGUAAAUGGAUUUUUUCAACAUGGUCAAAUUUUGACUAGAUAUGAAAAGUUUCUAUUAAAAGUAUUUUCAUAGAAAGUCCAGCUCGUGACAAGUUGUGCAAAAGUCACCGAGACACUUUUCGAUAGUUGAUCUAACUGGACAUAUAAAUGCUUGAGCAACUAAUUGACAGAGUACAUUUCUGACAAGUUAAGGAGUCGAAUAAGCACUUACUCAAGUAGUUACUAAAUUAGUUAGUCAAUUUAAAUAUUUUACCGUUGUAUGUGGGAGGGCAUGAGAAGUGAGGUUGAUUCACUAAAAACUAAAGAAGUCGAGUACUUAGUAAGUCAUCAAACUAUAUAGUUAGAUAUACAGACAUAACAAACUAUAUAUACGUAAACAAAAGUCAAGGUGGUAAGGACUUUCUCAUUAAUUUCUUUCCAAGAUACCUAUUUAACUAAUGAAAAUUCUUACGAGGGAACCCCACGAAGUGAUUAAACGCUUUUUGCUCGGAAUCUAGUGGGUUAUAGGUUAUCGACCAUGCUGAUUACGAAUACGACCAUGCGGCUU